Cygnus olor (mute swan) is the source of this 1667-nucleotide messenger RNA. RefSeq names its product neuropeptide FF receptor 2 (gene NPFFR2). Gene Ontology annotation, biological process: regulation of cAMP-dependent protein kinase activity; G protein-coupled receptor signaling pathway; regulation of adenylate cyclase activity. NCBI's taxonomy places the organism in Eukaryota, Metazoa, Chordata, Aves, Anseriformes, Anatidae. Gene Ontology annotation, molecular function: peptide binding; opioid receptor binding; neuropeptide receptor activity. The record is from RefSeq and is a predicted model, not a curated record. The coding region runs from base 1 to 1269 and encodes 422 amino acids. The transcript has 3 exons. Gene Ontology annotation, cellular component: membrane.
AUGAGUAAGAAAAUGGACUUAAAUUCUUCAUUCGAUUGGCCUCACUUGCUGAGUUAUAAUGGGACAUACAAGUACCUCUACUUCGAAGGCAACGUCUCCUACGUGGACUUCUACCUUCAUCAACCUUCAGUGGCAGCUGUCUUCAUCGUCUCAUACCUCUUAAUCUUCCUGCUUUGUAUGGUUGGCAACGGAGUGGUUUGCUAUAUUGUUCUGAGGAGCAAACACAUGCGUACAGUCACAAAUCUUUUCAUCUUAAACCUGGCUGUCAGCGAUUUACUGGUGGGAAUCUUCUGCAUGCCCACCACUCUCCUGGACAACAUCAUUGCAGGAUGGCCAUUUGGGAGCAUGGUUUGCAAGAUGAGUGGGAUGGUCCAAGGAAUCUCUGUCUCUGCCUCUGUCUUCACUCUGGUUGCGAUUGCUAUAGAUAGGUUUCAAUGCAUCGUUUAUCCAUUUAAACAGAAGCUGACCAUCUCAACUGCAAUCAUUAUUAUAACAGUCAUCUGGAUUCUGGCCAUCACAAUCAUGUGUCCUUCUGCAGUCAUGUUGCAGGUACAAGAAGAGAAGCAUUUCAGGGUGAUCCUUGGCUAUGGCAAUGAAACCCGCCCUGUAUAUUGGUGCCGGGAGAACUGGCCUAAUGCAGGAAUGAGAAAGAUCUAUACAACGGUUCUGUUUGCCAACAUCUAUCUUGCUCCCCUGUUGCUCAUUGUUAUCAUGUAUGCUAGGAUAGGCAUUGCUCUCUCUAACACAGCAAUGCCCACAGUGGGAAAGCACAGCCAGGAGCAGCGACACAGCAUGUCUAAGAAGAAACAAAAAGUCAUCAAAAUGCUCAUUAUCGUAGCGUUGCUUUUCACCCUGUCUUGGCUUCCCCUGUGGACUCUGAUGAUGCUCUCAGACUACGCCAACCUGUCAGAUGUCCAGUUGCAGAUCAUCAACAUUUAUAUCUAUCCUUUUGCUCACUGGCUGGCCUUUUUCAACAGCAGUGUCAACCCCAUCAUCUACGGUUUCUUUAAUGAAAACUUUCGCAGAGGCUUUCAGGCAGCCUUUAAACUUCAGCUCUGCUCUAGGAAGAUCAUUCACAGGGACAUCUAUUCCCAGCGAGGCCAAAGCAAUGCCAUUUUGCCAGCUGCCACCUACCAGACACCCCAGGAUCAAGCUUGUCAACAUGCCAAGGUGGAGGGGAAGCCAGUUCGGAAAGGAAAUUGGAUGAAUAACCAGCAAGAUUUGAUGAUGGAGGAUCUCGAAGAGCCCUGCAAUGAUGAGAUUAAGUGAAACAUGCUAUGAACUCUCUAAAAGAUUCAUGCCUAGCAGAAUUUCUUUACUGGGAUGUGAAAUUCAUGUUCUGUAAGGGAUUUGUAACAAAAUAAAAAAUGUCAAUGUGUUUCUGUUUAGAAAAAGAUAUGCAACUUGCAUACUACCUGAACUUUAAUACAAGAAAGAAGCAAAAUUCAGCCUUCUUUGUCACCAGCUUAAGCCAGGGACAACCCCCCUGCAGUCAGUGAUGACUCACCACUCUUGAACUGAGCUGCAGCAAAGACCUGAUUAAAAUGGGAUUACCUUCCCUUUACUGCAAAGUAAGAGAGGAAGAGAACUAUGUUUAUGUACCCUGACACAAUUAUACCUGACACUCACUGAUGGAGAGGAGAACAUUCCUUCAUUUGCUUCUAUGA